GUUGGCACGUCCACCUCCCCCCGCGCAGCAUCUAUUCCUCUUAUCUACGAGCAAGCGGCCAAGAUGGAUAUUGUAAAUCAGUUGGUUGCCAACGGGCAGUUCAGAGUUCUCAAAGUACCCCUGGGAUUCAUCAAAGCCCUAGAAUGGGUGUUUGCUAUUUUUGCUUUCUCGACGUGUGGGAGCUACGACGGCUCAUUCAGGAUGAGUGUCUCGUGCAAAGAGAACGUAGAAGAAAGUGACUUAAAAAUAGACGUCGAUUUUGAAUACCCAUUCAGGCUUCACCAAGUAUACUUCGAUGCCCCGUCCUGCAAAGGGAGGACUGAGAGGUUCUUCCUAAUUGGUGACUACUCUUCCUCUGCCGAGUUCUUUGUGACCAUCGCUGUCUUCGCGUUCCUCUACUCCAUGGCCGCCCUCAGCAUCUACAUAUUCGCCUUUGAGAAGUACCGCGAGAACAACAAGGGCCCGCUGAUUGACUUUGGGGUGACCUGUGUGUUUGCGUUCAUGUGGCUGGUGAGCUCAUGCGCCUGGGCUAAGGGCCUGUCCGACGUGAAGACAGCCACGGACCCAGACAAGGUUCUAGAACAGGUCCCUGCCUGCGACGAGGAUGCUGGCAACAAGUGCAAGGAGGUGUACGACCCUAGAAUGUCUGGCCUCAACACAUCUGUGGCUUUCGGCUUCCUGAACCUGAUCCUGUGGUUAGGGAACAUCUGGUUCGUCUUCAAGGAGACAGGCAUCGCCGCCCCCUUCAUGCGCGCCCCCCCUGCCCAGGAGAAGCAGCCAGCCCCCGAUACCUUCGGCCAGCCGGGCUACGGCCAGGAGCAGCAGUACAGCCAGCAGCAGCAGGGCUACCAGCCCGAGUAUGGCCAGCAGGGUGGAGGCUACAACCAGGGCGGCGAGUACGGCCAGCAGGCAGGCUACGCCCAGCAGGGGGCGCCCACCUCCUUCUCCAACCAGAUGUGAUCUAACCCAGCCCCAGCCAGCCAAUGAGGAGGGAGCUGGAGGAUGAAAAGAGGGUGAAUCGUGUGAUUCUGGGAGUGUGGUGCCUGAACCCUACCCACAAUACCACACUCUUCCCUGUCUGUCUAUUUGUGCUUCUGU
This is a messenger RNA of Engraulis encrasicolus (European anchovy), 1098 nucleotides long. It is a transcript of the gene sypa, whose product is annotated as synaptophysin a. Bases 64 to 960 code for a protein of 298 amino acids. Gene Ontology annotation, cellular component: synaptic vesicle membrane; synaptic vesicle; presynaptic active zone. The record is from RefSeq and is a predicted model, not a curated record. NCBI's taxonomy places the organism in Eukaryota, Metazoa, Chordata, Actinopteri, Clupeiformes, Engraulidae. The transcript is spliced from 7 exons.